Chara braunii is the source of this 1916-nucleotide messenger RNA. The record is from the annotation of a GenBank genome assembly. NCBI's taxonomy places the organism in Eukaryota, Viridiplantae, Streptophyta, Charophyceae, Charales, Characeae.
GCGAGCCGCAGAAGCUUAAAGACCGCUUCGUAAAGCUGAAAAACUACGCAAACUUGAAGAGGAGCAAUUGGCGAUGGCUAAGGUUGUGGAAGUCCAGCUGUUCGUGAGAUUGAGAGACAUCCGUGAGGAGAUAAAAACCGAGGUUCGUAAGGCGUUGACGAGUAUAAUGUUGAAGAGUCAACUGACAACGACCGUGAACACCAAGGAUAAAGAAAAGGCGGUUGCGGUUGAAGAGCCACCGUCUGCACCAGGGAGUGAGGUGGAGGCCAUAACAGAGGGAACGGGCAAGUUGUCUAUUCAGGAGAAGAGGAAACGGGGCGAGGACACACCAGUGGGGGACAGCCCUCCGGUGGUUACCCCUGCUAAACUGGAGCAAUUACUGAUGGCUAAGGCUAUGGAAGUCCAGCUGUCCGUGAGAUUGGGAAACAUCCGUGAGGAGAUAAAAACCGAGGUUCGUAAGGCGUUGACGAGUACAAUGUUGAAGAGUCAAGUGACGACGACUGUGAACACCAAGGAUAAAGGAAAGGCAGUCUGGGUUGAAGAGCCACCGUAUGCAUCAGGGACUUCAAGUGAGGUGGAGGCUAUAACGGAGGGAACGGGCAAGCUGUCUAUUCGGGAGAAGAGGAAACGGGGCGAGGACACACCAGUGGGGGACAGCCCUCCGGUGGUUACCCCUACUAAACGUACCAGCAAACGAACUGGCGUUCGCCCGUUGCGCCUGUCGGAGCGUCUGCAGCGAACUCGUACGAAGAUUGCAGUUCGGCGGUCAACCCGUGGAACAGCUACCAAGACACUCACCGCUAUGAAGCCUCCUACCAGGGAUAUGAUGAUCGAACGAAUGUUUUUCCUUGAUAACGCUCGAAAGGAGCUAUCUACUCUGGACUACGACACGCUGCGUAGGAUUUGCCGCGAGGAAGGCGUCAGCUAUAGUACUAAGGUACAGGCGAUUUUUGAUGUAGCCGAUCGACGGGCGCAGGUGAUAUGUGGUCAGUCGCUACCCGAUUUCGGUGUUUCCGAGAACUUGGAAGACCAGGCGGCACAAUCUGAGGAGCAAUUGGCGAUGGCUAAGGCUAUGGAAGUCCAGCUGUCCGUGAGAUUGGGAGACAUCCGUGAGGAGAUAAAAACCAAGGUUCGUAAGGUGUUGACGAGUACAAUGUUGAAGAGUCAAGUGACGACGACCGUGAACACCAAGGAUAAAGGAAAGGCUGUUGGGGUAGAAGAGCCACCGUCUGCAUCAGAGACUUCAAGUGAGGUGGAGGCGAUAACGGAGGGAACGGGCAAGCUGUCUAUUCGGGAGAAGAGGAAACGGGGCGAGGACACACCAGUGGAGGACAGCCCUCUGGUGGUUACCCCUGCUAAACGUACCAGCAAACGAACUGGCGUUCACUCGUUGCGCCUGUCGGAGCGUCUGCAGCAAACUCGUACGAAGAUUGCAGUUCGGCGGUCAACCCGUGGAACAGCUACCAAGACACGCACCGCUAUGAAGCCUCUUACUAGGGAUAUGAUGAUUGAACGAAUGGUUUUCCUUGAUAACGCUCGAAGGGAGCUAUCUACGCUGGACUACGACACGCUGCGUAGGAUUUGCCGCGAGGAAGGUGUCAGCUAUAGUACUAAGGUACAGGCGAUUUUUGAUGUAGCCGAUCGACGGGCGCAGGCGAUAUGUGGUGAGUCGCUACCCGACUUCGGUGUUUCCGAGAACUUGGAAGACCAGGCGGCACAAUCUGGUAACGACGACAACGAUGACGAAGGACGUAACUGAAUAUGGCUAACCACUGUCCAAUGGGUCAUUGUCACCGACGUCAUCGCAUCGUUCCGCCGAGAAGCUGACGAUAACCUUGAUGAGAUUUACUGUCUUUCGGCUCUUUUGUUUGCUCUACGUGCCGGCUUCGAUGGCUUAAUAAAUGUGUCGAUUCUUG